UAUGACUACCUCUUCAAGCUCCUCCUCAUCGGUGAUUCCGGUGUUGGAAAGUCUUGCCUGCUGCUGCGUUUCGCCGACGACACCUACACCGAGUCCUACAUCUCCACCAUCGGUGUCGACUUUAAAAUCCGCACCAUUGAGCUCGAUGGAAAGACCGUAAAGCUUCAGAUUUGGGAUACUGCCGGCCAGGAGCGCUUCCGUACCAUCACCUCGUCCUACUACCGUGGUGCCCACGGCAUCUGCGUUGUCUACGACGUCACCGACAUGGACUCGUUCAACAACGUCAAGCAAUGGCUCCAGGAGAUUGACCGCUACGCCACUGAGGGUGUUAACAAGCUGCUCGUCGGCAACAAGAGCGAUAUGACGGACAAGAAGGUGGUUGAGUACACCGUCGCAAAGGAAUUCGCCGACUCCCUGGGCAUCCCCUUCCUCGAGACGUCUGCCAAGAACGCCAGCAACGUCGAGCAGGCCUUCCUGACCAUGGCCCGCCAGAUUAAGGAGCGCAUGGGCACCACAACAGCCAACAAUACCAAGCCCAGCGUUCAGGUCGGCCAGGGCCAGGGCGUCGGCAACAACAACAACAACAGCUGCUGCUAA
Messenger RNA from Geosmithia morbida, 597 nucleotides. RefSeq names its product Ras-related protein Rab-1A. The record is from RefSeq and is a predicted model, not a curated record. Lineage: Eukaryota; Fungi; Ascomycota; Sordariomycetes; Hypocreales; Bionectriaceae. The annotation marks the transcript as partial. The transcript is spliced from 4 exons. Gene Ontology annotation, molecular function: GTP binding; GTPase activity.